GUUUAGUGUUUGCUUGACCUCAUCAGUGCCGGCCCCCGGGCGAUCCCACCUGCUGCCCGUCAGCCAGCCCGUCUGUCGUGUUUCUUACGCCGUGCCGUGUGUACCUGCGUCUUACACUCUUCCAACAUUACGCCUCACUCUCGCUUUUCUAUCGCCAUCGAUCAGGCCUGACCCCUUGGUUGAGUUGCGGCUUCAACCACGACGCUCGUUUGUGAGAACCUUGGUCGCGGAAGAAGCUGAGUGGGGAUCAGAUGGCGUUUCUACGGACAGCGGCGCAUGCGCUGCUUACGCUCAGCCUUGUUGGCAGAACCGUGACGCCUGUUGCUGCGAUUGAUUUGGAUCCGACGAAUUCUGACUCAAUCAAAAGCGCCGCCGCAAUAGUCGCGAAAGAUCUCAUGGGAUACUAUGCGACAGGCUCAACUGGUGCGGUCAUCAGCGGUAUCCCCGGCCUACUCACAUACCCGCCCUACUACUGGUGGGAAGCCGGAGCCAUGUUCGGGCAGAUGGUGGAGUACUGGUACUACACCGGCGACGACACCUACAACGACAUCGUGUCAGCGGGGAUGCAAUUCCAAGUCGGAAACGCGCGGGAUUUCAUGCCCGCCAACCAAUCCAAAGACGAAGGCAACGACGACCAGCUCUUCUGGGCCUUCACCGUCAUGUCGGCGACCGAAGUCGGCUUCCCGAACCCGCCGGCCGACAAGCCGCAGUGGCUCGCGCUCGCGCAAUCCGUCUUCAACCAGCUCACGACGCGCUGGGACACGUCGCUGUGCGCGGGCGGGCUGCCCUGGCAGAUCUACACGUGGAACCAGGGCUACAACUACAAGAAUACGGCCGCGAACGGCGGGCUCUUCCAGCUCGGCGCGCGUUUAGCGAAGUACACGGGCAACACGACGUACGCGGACUGGGCGAACAAGGCGUACGACUGGCUGGCCAGCAGCCCGCUCAUCACGGCCGACAUGCAGGUCUACGACGGGAGCAACAGCCUGAAAAACUGCACCGACGUCGACCGACUGCAGUGGUCCUACAACUACGGCAUCAUGAUCGGCGGUGCUGCUUACAUGUACAACUACACCAACGGCUCUCAAAUCUGGGAGACCCGCCUAACCGGCUUCCUGCAGCACGCCGAAUCCGUCUUCUUCCCCACGGCCUACGGCUCGCAAACCAUGGUCGAAGUCGCGUGCGAAGUGACGCAGAAAUGCGACGUCGACCAAUGGAGCUUCAAAGCCUACCUGUCGCGCUGGAUGGCCAUCUCGGCGCAAAUCGCGCCCUUCACCGCCGCCAAGAUCACGCCGCUGCUGCAGGCCUCCGCGAAGGCCGCCGCCAAGCAGUGCAACGGCGGCACCGACGGCACCGAGUGCGGCAGCCGCUGGUUCCAGGAUACCUGCGACGGGAACGUGGGCGUGGGCCAGAGCAUGAGCGCGCUGAGCGUGAUUAACGCGAAUCUGAUUGCGAGCGCGAAGGCGCCGCUGAGCGCGGAUACGGGGGGCACGAGUAAGGGGAAUCCGGCGGCGGGGACGGGGGGGAAUGAAGGGAGUGUGCUGCCGGUGGCUGGGCGCCGAGUCGUAGGGCGGCCGAGAUGCGAUAGCUGCGUAUCGGUUGUGGUCAUUGCGGCCUUGGGAUCGUGA
Molecule: messenger RNA, 1628 nt
Organism: Mytilinidion resinicola
Lineage: Eukaryota; Fungi; Ascomycota; Dothideomycetes; Mytilinidiales; Mytilinidiaceae
Product: mannan endo-1,6-alpha-mannosidase
Exons: 5
Coding region: 252-1628 (458 amino acids)
Biological process (GO): fungal-type cell wall biogenesis; carbohydrate catabolic process
Molecular function (GO): mannan endo-1,6-alpha-mannosidase activity
Source: RefSeq, a predicted model, not a curated record